AUGUUGGACAACGCGACUCUAGAUCGGCAAGAUGUGUGUGAAUGCAUCGCUCGAGGAGACUUUGAGGAAGUCCGAGGAGCAGCCUUCUACAACCGAACUUCUAUCAUCAGCGAACGAUACUGCAAAAUAGGGGACGGAGUAGACUCGCUUGAAGGCUACCUGCACUCCCUUUGGCACAUUUAUUACCAGCUCGCUCGACACACAUCACAUGAAACGCGUGAUCACGAUCGACUAGUGCUUGACAUCCUUCGAAUCCGAGGGCUGGGACCGCUGACCAGACCUGUAUCUGGACUAUACGGAAUCGACAUCGCGCGAACAGCUGAAGGCACGCUGUGGAAUGACCUACCAUUCUUAGUCACCGAUAUGACCGACAUGUGGAUCAACAGCUGCGCUUCUAUGUCGGGCAUUCAACGUCUCAACUUUACAACCUUCCUGGCCAAACUGGCGUCAGCUCGCGUGUGCAAAGACAAGAUGUGCCAAAUCGCCCUCUUAUUAUUUCGGUGGACCUUUGAGGAAGGUCGAGACCUUCGCACCACGGAGGAACCGGAUGAAGAAGGUGCACAUCGGAGCAUUGCUAGUCUGGAUAUUGCGCAUUUAUUGCCAGCGGCUUGUGCGUGGAUCAAAGAGGCCGGCCACAAUCUCCUUCAACUCUCGGAUGUCUUAUGGAACGAUUGUCCAAGCAUCAUUGGGCAAGGUGGCCGGUUGUUCGUAGAAUCAGAGUUUGGAAAGCGAUCACCGACUGGAUUCACGCCGUGGAGAUGGAUGUAUUGGCUCAAGCGACUCCACGAGAUCCGGGACGAGGCUAAAGAAACCAAUGAGCAACGCCUGGAGGAGUAUGCGACCAACGCAAUAGAUUUCAUGGUCUCUAACGUGAAGGAACGAAGCUCCGAAACCCUAAGAGCAUACCGGAACGGCGGGGACAUCUUGCAUCAGGAUGUACAUCUGUUGUGUCUGCGAGAGGCGUAA
Molecule: messenger RNA, 966 nt
Organism: Didymosphaeria variabile
Lineage: Eukaryota; Fungi; Ascomycota; Dothideomycetes; Pleosporales; Didymosphaeriaceae
Exons: 1
Coding region: 1-966 (321 amino acids)
Source: RefSeq, a predicted model, not a curated record